Molecule: messenger RNA, 2510 nt
Organism: Vigna radiata var. radiata (mung bean)
Lineage: Eukaryota; Viridiplantae; Streptophyta; Magnoliopsida; Fabales; Fabaceae
Product: G-type lectin S-receptor-like serine/threonine-protein kinase At1g11300
Exons: 7
Coding region: 6-2510 (834 amino acids)
Biological process (GO): protein phosphorylation; recognition of pollen
Molecular function (GO): ATP binding; protein serine/threonine kinase activity
Source: RefSeq, a predicted model, not a curated record
AGUGCAUGAUACACUGGCAAUUGGCACAGGUUAUGCGAUUCAUAAGAAACAUGUUACCCGUUUUUGUCAUUCUGUUGUCGAACUUGUACAUGAUUUUUGGAGCUGGCUUAGACACCAUUACAGUGUCUCAGUUGAUGUCAGACCCUGAAACCGUGACCUCUAAUGACGGCGCAUUCAAGCUAGGAUUCUUCAGCCCUGCAAACACAACAAAUCGGUAUGUAGGGGUUUGGUAUCUCACUGAAUCCAAUGUCAUAUGGGUGGCCAACAGAGACCGACCGCUAGAGGAUUCUUCAGGGGUUGUCACCAUAUCCAAUGACAGAAACCUUGUAGUACUAAAUGGAAAAAAGCAAGUUGUUUGGUCAUCAAAUGUCUCAAACAUUGAGUCCAAUUCCACUGUGCAACUUCAAAAUACUGGAAACCUUGUCUUGCUGGAUAGCCUCACGGGCAAGACAAUUUGGGAGAGUUUCAAAGAACCCUCUGACACAUUCCUGCCAAAUAUGAUAAUUAGCUCCAACCAAGUGACGAGGAAGAAAGACAGAGUGACUUCAUGGAAAAACCCUUCUGAUCCAGCCGUUGGAAUCUUCUCCACCAGCCUCGACCGUCUAAAUGUUCCUGAAGUGUUUGUCUGGAAUCAAACACAGCCGUAUUGGCGUUCGGGUCCUUGGAACGGUCAGGUUUUUAUUGGUUUGCCAAGGAUGUAUACUUCUGCAUAUCUGAAUGGAUUCAGUGUAGCACGGGAAGAUGAUGGAACUGUCAGUAUAGCCUAUAGUUUGCCAAAUCAUUCUUUCUUUGGAACCAUUGCCUUGAGUUCAGAAGGCAGGCUAGUUUACAGCUCCUGGAUGAACAGACGUCAAGUUGGGAAGCGGGUCAUUUACUACAGUAACUGUGAUAUUUAUGGCUUCUGCGGCGCUUAUGGAAGUUGUGAUCCCGAUAAGGUGCCAAUAUGCAGAUGUUUGAGAGGUUUUGAGCCGAAAAACCGUGAGGAAUGGGAUAAGCAAAACUGGACAAGUGGAUGUGUGAGAAAGGAAACACUCAGGUGCGAGAGGAGUGAAGCCAGCACAGGAGAUGGGUUUGAGAAAUUGCAGAUGUCUAAGGUGCCAGAUUUUGCACUCCAAUCAUCUGUUUCUGUUGAUACAUGCAGAACAGAGUGCCUGAAUAAAUGCUCCUGUACAGCAUAUGCAUAUGAUGCUGGCAUUGGCUGUAUGUCUUGGAGGGGCGAGUUAAUUGACAUUGUAAGGUUCUCAAGUGGAGGACUCGAUCUUUACAUCCGCCAAGCUCCUUCAGAAUUCAAAGGGGGGAGAAACAUGACAUCAAUCAUUGUAGUUACAGUGAUAGUAGGAGCAUUUCUUUUUGCUACUUGUGCAUAUUUUUUAUGGAGAUGGACUUCUAAGCGUUCUGCCAGAACGGAAAGAUCACCAUCAUUGGUGCUGAGCAUAAGGGAAACCCAUCCAGAAAACAGAAUUGCAGGUCUGAGUGGAGAGCUGGAACAAGUUAAAAUCCAGGACGUGCCAGUAUUUAAUUUUGAAAACAUUGCAACUUCAACAAAUCACUUCAAUUUAGCUAAUAAGCUAGGCGAAGGUGGUUUUGGUUCGGUGUACGAGGGAGAAUUAAAAAAUGGGCAAAAAGUAGCAGUGAAAAGACUUUCAAGAGCAUCUAGGCAGGGGACAGAAGAAUUUAUAAAUGAAGUGACAGUAAUUUCAAAACUUCAACACCGUAAUCUUGUAAGACUCCUAGGUUGCUGUAUUGAAGGAGGGGAGAGGAUGUUGAUAUUUGAGUACAUGCCGAAUAAGAGUUUGGACUUUUAUCUGUUUGAUCCAGCCAAAAAGUCAGUUUUAGAUUGGCAGAAAAGAUUUAAUAUAAUUGAAGGAGUCUCAAGAGGUUUGCUAUAUCUCCAUAGAGAUUCUAGACUGAGGAUAAUACACAGAGACCUGAAGCCAAGUAAUAUCCUGUUGGAUGCAGCACUGAAUCCAAAAAUAUCAGAUUUUGGAAUGGCCAAAAUCUUUGGGGGCAGCGAAGAUGAGGCCAAUACUAGAAGGGUUGUUGGAACAUAUGGCUACAUGUCUCCUGAAUAUGCGAUGCAAGGACUGUUUUCAGAGAAAUCAGAUGUGUUUAGUUAUGGAGUUUUUCUGUUAGAGAUCGUUAGUGGCAGAAAAAAUUCAAGUUUUGGAAACCAAGAGGAGUCACUGAGCCUCUUAGGAUAUGCAUGGAAACUAUGGAAUGAAGGGGAGAUUGAAUCUCUGAUUGAUCCAGAAAUAUUUAAUCAAGAGAAUGUUGAACAGAUAUUGAGAUGCAUACACAUUGGACUUCUUUGUGUGCAAGAAUUAGCGAAGGAGAGGCCUACUAUGGCCACUGUGUUGUCAAUGCUAAACAGUGAGAUUGUUAAUUUUCCUCCUCCGCGACAACCAGCCUUUAUCCAAAGACACACCGAGUUACAAGGAGAAUCGUCUCACCGGAGUCACGAAUCAAAUUCCAUCAACAGUGUCACUGUAACAAACGUGGAUGGCAGAUAG